Solea solea (common sole) is the source of this 2302-nucleotide messenger RNA. RefSeq lists its product as uncharacterized. The record is from RefSeq and is a predicted model, not a curated record. NCBI's taxonomy places the organism in Eukaryota, Metazoa, Chordata, Actinopteri, Pleuronectiformes, Soleidae. The coding region runs from base 28 to 702 and encodes 224 amino acids. The transcript has 5 exons.
CAGAGCGAGAAGGGAACAAUAAAGAAAAUGAUGACAGCUCGCAGCUUCAGUAUCGUCAUCGUCAUUUGUCUGAACUUCAUCCUCCAUCAAUGUCAUGGGUUCGAGGUGAAUCAGCCACAGUUUCAGACAGUAAACCCGGAUGGAUCUGCCACAAUCAGCUGCGAAUACACCGCCGACAGCGCCUCUGUUAAAGAUGUCCGACUCAACAGCAUAACGAAAGGAAACAAGCGGCACAUGCUCUGCAUGAAGGGAAUGACACACUGUAAAAACAUUACCAUGCAUUCAGAAAAUCCCAAGAAGUGGCUCUUCAUCUUACUCAACAUCGGGCCAGAGGCCAUGGAUGUGGAGUACGAGUGCGAGUUCACGGUGACAAUAAAUUAUCUCGAUGUCGAAAGGAAGGGGAGGACUCCAACCAGACUGCAGCGAGGUCGACAGGAAACAGGAAAGAGCCGCGUCACUCCACCUCCAGAUUCUCAUCAGCUCAAUCAACUCAGCUGGAUUCUUAUCGGUCUGCUCACUGUCAUAUUCCUGUGCGGCUGUGUCCUCGCCUGCCUCUACAUCAGCCUGAGGGUACAGAAACAGCGGCUGUGCUCCAGCUCUCGCCCCGCGUUGCAGUACAACAACAACACGGAGAACAGCACCUACGUGGAAAUGAGAAAAGCUCCUCCGCUGACGAACAAGGGUUUCUACAUUUACAACUGACAUGUGUGGCUAAAUGUCAGCAGAGGGUAAACGUCCCAGAUUUUCAUGCAGUUAUGGGGUCAUGGUCUGAAAGGGUUUCCUCCACCUGCCUCUUUGUCACAUGUCACCGUUGCAGUACCGCAGUUUAACACCAGAGUGAGACAAAGACUGUUCAAAGGGAGGAUGCUCUCUCUCUCUCUCAUUUGUGCUUUUAUUAGUGUUCAACCAUUGCUUCCAUUAUACUACUUAAAGGAAGCUCAAGUAUAAUAUAAUACUAUUACAUUUAAUCUGCACUGUCAUAAACUUUUGUUAAUUUUCAUUGGGUAUCUAAUGUAGCUUAAUUUUAAAUUUUACACUUUUUACGGCACCAGGUCGUCCCAGGUGGUGUUUUUUUUUAUUAUUAUUUUUUAUUUACCAGUUGUGUUUGAGAGAACCUAGAUCGUUCGAGAGGAUUUCAUUCUUUAGGACAGAAAUCGAAGGAGACAUAGAAUUUUACAAACUCUUAUUCCCUAUACUCACUGAAAGUAGAAAAAGUAGUCCCUCACACUCAUACUUCAUAUGCACAAAUUCACUUAAAAGUGAAUUAUAAUUAUUAUUUUUUUAGGAUAACAAACAAUGUGUUGCAAUGUGUGUGCAAUAAAAUAAAUAAAAUGGCUUCAGGGAGCCGAAAUUUCAUCAUUUCAUUUAAAAUAUUCCACCUUUAUUUAACCAGAUAAAAGACCCAUCAGAGAUCAAGACCUCUUUCACAAGACCAGAAACUCUGAUUUGUGAUGCAGGCCACUCCUACUUGACACAUGUGCUGCCCAUCACAGCAAUCAACCUCCACCUGGUGACAGGGAGCAAGUAAUCAGUGGGUAAUUUGACGUUUUAACCUGCACAAAAAAACAUAAAGUGAAGGUUUAAACAUGUGAAUAUCUUUAUUUCUUUUAACAGGGGUCCAUAAAAGUUCAUGUAAUGAUGGGGUGGAUCCAAAAUUGUUCCCUUCUUCCUCAACACAUUGUUUGUUAUCUUAAAGAAACAUAAUUAUAAUUCACUUUUAAGUGAAUUUGUGCAUAUGAAGUAAGAGUGUGAGGGACUGAUUUUUCUACUUUCAGUGAUCAGCACCUUUAAAACCAACAUUGAUGUUUGUGUGUUUCUUUUUCCAUUUAUUUACAAACACAAAUAAGUUUAAUAAACCUUAAAUAAUAAAGGAAGGAGGAAAAUAAUCAAAUACAUAUUGUAUAUAUGGCAAUGACCUAAAAUGAAAAUGAAUCCAGUGUGUCUUGCAUUAACUAUUCCAUCUCUUUUGUUAUUUUUUGAUGUUUGAUAUUGUUUUGUGUAUCUUUUAUUUGUCAUUUGGAAGCAAUAAAAACAUUGUAAUCAAACUAAUCCACUUGUUAAUUCAUGAUACAAACUGAAAAAAUUGAAAACAACACAAUACAGUCACAAGUGAGUAGGUCUUCAUAUAUAAAAAAAGGAUGCAAAAGUUGUCGUCACCUGUCAUGUUAAAUCUUGCAAUACACAGAACCUUGUUACAUUAAUGCCACCCCGCAAUAUACGAUUAAAAAAAGUUACGUUACUGAAAUAUGUACAAACUGGUGUUGACAUAACUGCUCACACUUUAUUUUUUGUUGUCGCUAUA